Messenger RNA from Argiope bruennichi, 480 nucleotides. RefSeq names its product cytochrome c oxidase subunit 6A1, mitochondrial-like. Gene Ontology annotation, biological process: mitochondrial electron transport, cytochrome c to oxygen. Bases 63 to 398 code for a protein of 111 amino acids. The transcript is spliced from 3 exons. The record is from RefSeq and is a predicted model, not a curated record. Gene Ontology annotation, cellular component: mitochondrial inner membrane. Gene Ontology annotation, molecular function: enzyme regulator activity. Lineage: Eukaryota; Metazoa; Arthropoda; Arachnida; Araneae; Araneidae.
GAAUAGAAUGCAACUGUAGAACUGCAGUAGAAGAAGGUCAUUAUUUUUUACUGGGGACAAACAUGGCUACAAUAUUUCGAACCACUAUUAGAAAAUUUCAUUCCUCUUCUCCACGAUUGAACACUGUCCUUCAUCCUCCAAAUCCCAAGGAAUAUGAGGGUGCUGUGAAGACAUGGAGAAAUCUGACAAUCUUUGUAGCUUUUCCUGCUAUUGGUUUGUGCAUGGUUAAUGCCUACUUAGGUGAAAAAGAACAUCUGGAACAUUUUCAUAGAGAUGAGUUUAUCCCUUAUGAGCAUCUUCGUAUUCGUAGGAAAAGAUUCCCCUGGGGAGAUGGCAACCAUACUUUGUUUCAUAACCCCAAGGUUAAUCCUUUGCCUGAUGGAUUUGAAGACAUAUAAGAAGCAUGUAACGCCUUAAUUUUUGUAGUUUAAUCUUGAAAUUGUAUCUAUAAUAAUUACUGAAUUAAAACUGAGAAUUCCA